Molecule: messenger RNA, 2412 nt
Organism: Ctenocephalides felis (cat flea)
Lineage: Eukaryota; Metazoa; Arthropoda; Insecta; Siphonaptera; Pulicidae
Product: kanadaptin-like
Exons: 1
Coding region: 1-2412 (803 amino acids)
Molecular function (GO): protein binding; mRNA binding
Source: RefSeq, a predicted model, not a curated record
AUGGAAAGUGCAGAAACAGAAUUUAAAAAACCUACACUGAUAGGAAAAGUUGGCAAGUUGCCCCGUAAAUUAAAACCUGUAGAUGAACAAAUAAAUCGUCCACAACCUCAAAAAAUUGUUGAAAUUGAACCAGAAGCAAAAGUUGAAGAUAAAAAUGUUGAAGUGGUUGUAGAACCCAAACAAGUAAAUGCAGAUCCUCUAAAACCUGUCACAAAUUCCUACAAAGAACCCAAAUGGUCACAAAUUCCUGAUGAAACUGAUAAAUUUCAUUUGGAAGUUAUAAAAUCUGGGGUCAUCUUGGAAACCAAAAGUCUAAAUCAGAAGGCGUAUUGGACUUUUGGACGUUUACCAGACUGUGAUUAUAUUUUAGCACAUCCUACAAUAUCCAGGUACCAUGCUGUCUUACAAUUUCAUCCAACGACUGAAGACAACAGACCCAAAGGCUGGUACAUUUAUGAUCAGAACAGCACGCAUGGAACAUUUUUAAAUAAAACAAGACUCUUGCCUUGUAGGUAUGUACAUGUUAAACCAGGUUUUAUUUUGAAGUUUGGUGCAAGCACCAGGACUUACAUUUUAGGUGGUGAUGGGGAUGAUUACACAGAAAAUGAAAUGACGAUAACAGAUAUGAUAAACAAGAAACAAGAGCUGAUUCAGAAGCACGAAGAGCUUGUAAAGAAGUCUGAAGAGCAAGGUAUCGAUUGGGGAAUGGGUGAAGAUGCUGAUGAAAACACGGAUCUAACCGAGAACCCGUUUGCUGCUACAAAUAACGAAGAGUUGUUCCUGGAUGACCCCAAGAAGACUUUGCGUGGUUUCUUUGAACGCGAAGGCUUAGAUUUAGUCUACAACGUUGAAGACAAAGGUGCUGCACAUUUUACAUGCAAAAUAGAACUACCGGUUGAUAACUCUCAUGGGCAACCUAUUGUUUGUGAGUACACACAUCACGGUAAGAAAAAGGAAGCGGUUGUCCAGUGUGCGUUGGAAGCCUGCAGGAUCCUGGAUCGUUUAGGAGUACUCCGACAAUCCAAUCACGAGCCUAGAAAACGCAAAACUAAUUCAGACAGCGAGGAAGAUGAUUUUUUGGACAGGACUGGUGAUGUUGAGCGUAAACGAUUGAAGAAAACUUUGGACAACAAGCGUACAGCCACACACGAAGAACUGGUAAAUGAGGAAAAGGAAAUUUUAAAGCAAAUCCAGGAUCUUCAAUCCAAAUUAUCACGCGAUAGCCAAAAAUCUGUUACCAAAAGCACUGAUGAUGCUGAUGCUUUGGAUAAUUUUAUGUCCGGGCUGAGGGAUUCCAAAAUGGACAGUUUGACUAAAAGGAAGACUAUGUUUGAGAUUAAACAGUUGCAGGAGAAUUUAAAACAAGUACAAAAACUGAUUAAAAUUAGUGCUCCUAAUAAAUUACCAGAGUUGCAACCGGAAACUGUUUCGGCGCCUCAAAAGGCUGAUAAGAAAAGCUUUUUGCCUUUGUUUGGUAAACGACCUGGUUUUAAGAAAAAAUUAGAGGCGAGGAAGGUAAUUGUGGAACCGUCUUGGAAAAUGGACACUGGGGAUGAUGAUGAACCAGAAAAUGAUGAGGAGAACCAAGAUGAUCCAGAAAAUAUUCAGAAAACUGAUGGAAUCGAAAAGAGCAACUUGGAGGCACCUGAAGACAAAACUAACCAGCAUAAGUCUCCUAAAAAACAAAUACAAGUCAAACCAAAUCCAGAAAGUCUUAGCAAUGACCACAAUAAAAUUCCUGAGACAUCCUUAGAUGCAAUUGAAGAUAAAAGUAUGGUUAAAGACCAACAGAAAUCUCCUAAAAAACACAUCCAAGUCACAACAAAUCCAGAAGGUCUUAAUCAUCCCAAUAAAAUCCAAAAGUUUUCCUCUACUGAAGAUAAAAGUAUUGAUGAACAUCCUGGCCAACCACAAAAUCUCAAUAAAAUCCAAAAAUCCUCCUCUACUACAACAGAAGACAAAAGUAUUGAUACUGACCACCCAAAAAAUUCCAAUAAAAUCCAAAAAAUCGCCUCUACUACAACUAAAGACAAAAGUAUUGAUGAACAUCCUCCUGGCCACCCAAAAAAUCAAAAUAAAAUACAAAAGAUCUCUUUUAUUCCAAAUUAUGAUAAAACUAUCAACGAGUCUUUCACCAAUGAUGAUAAAAGUAUCAAUGAGUCUUUUACCAAUGAUGAUAAAAGUAUCAAUGAGUCUUUUACCAAUGAUGAUAAAAGUAUAAAUUCAAUCAAAAAAUCUAUUUCUUCUAAAAAGCAAAAUAGAAAUCGUUUCAGAAAUCGCAUAAAAGAUGAAAGGGCUGAUGAUAAUUCCGAAACAAUUGAACAAUUAGGCGAAAAGUACAACACUUGGGUGCCACCCAAAAAUCAAACUGGAGAUGGUCGAACAGAAUUGAAUGAUAAAUUUGGUUAUUAG